CCGAGGAAGUGCUGUUUUGAACUCGGUGCUCGGUUAUAAGGUUUCUUCAAGUCGCUCGUUAUUUUCCCGCAGACUCUGAAUCUGCUGGUGCUGGAAGGGCUGGAGCUUAGACUCGGAAUACAGGAGAGAGAUUCCGAGCGCAGCGCCCGCUUGCCUCUGCAGACGGGACAGGCAGCUGCUGCCGCCGCGGGACCCGGAGAGGAAGCAGCAGUAGGGCGGCUGCUCAUCUUCGGGCGGCUAAGAAAGGCAGUGCCAGCCCUCUCACUGUAAGCUUCAGCUGGGACCCAGUGGGUGGCUGGCGGGUUUCGUUCGCUCUCCAGACGUUGGCCUGGAACUUUGAACAGACUUGGUCUGGUGGCAGUCCCGCCCUUAUUGCGGCUUCCAAGAACUCAGUCCUGCAACUGACCUGACCUUGGUGUAGGUCUCUUCUGAGUCCAAGUCCAGGUGCAUGCUGUGUCUAGCCUCACCCAGCCACUGGAGGCCGUGAAACCCUGGCUACGUAUCUCGCCAUGCUGUCUUGUGAUAUUUGUGGAGAAACACUAAGUUCAGAACCAGACAUGAAGACUCAUCUCCUCAUUGUUCACAUGGAAAAUGAAGUUAUAUGUCCAUUCUGCAAGUUGUCUGGCAUAAAUUAUGAUGAAAUGAACUUUCAUAUUGAAACUGCUCAUUUUGAGCAGGACACACAAGAAAGAAACUUUGAGAGAUUAAAUGUGAUGCAUUACAGAAGUUCAGAGAACAAUGACAGCACCUUACAGUGUGGAAUAGAGGCUAAUUCAAGUAUUCAUUCAGCCUGUGCAUCUAAUCAUCCAAAGAAAUCAACUCAAAAUCUGUGUGAGGAUGGUGCUUUAAAACAUGAAGAAUUUUAUUCAGAGAAUUUAACCAAGUCAACAAAACGCGUGCGUAGUGAGGAAGGAGAGCCUAGUAUGCCAAGAACAAAAGGAUCAGUUUAUGAAACCGUAUAUGGUACUCCUGAAUGUCCAUUCUGUGGAAAAAUAGAGGAUUGUAGCCAGGAUAUGGAAACUCAUGUGAAAACAAACCAUGCUGAUCUUUUAGAUGCUUCUUUCGAAGACUGUGAUCGCCCUCUCUAUGACUGUCCUAUGUGCGGGCUCAUCUGUUCAGAUUACCGGGUUCUCCAAGAGCAUGUUGACUUGCAUUUAGAAGAAAGCAGUUUUCAACAAGGCAUGGACAGAGUUCAGUGUUCUAAUGAUUUAGAAUUGGCUCACCAACUUCAACAAGAGGAAGACAGACAGAGGAAAUCUGAAGAAUCAAGACAAGAAGUAGAAGAAUUUCAGAAGCUACAGAGACAGUAUGGUUUAGAUAAUUCCGGAGGAUACAAAGAACAACAGUUACGGAAUAUGGAGAUAGAAGUAAACCGGGGCAGAAUGCACCCGUCUGAAUUUCAUAGGAGGAAAGCUGAUAUGAUGGAAUCCCUAGCUAUUGGUAUUGAUGAUGGAAAAACAAAAACUUCUGGAAUUAUUGAAGCGCUUCAAAGGUAUUACCAGAGCGCUGCCAUGGAAGUGAGGCACGUGUGGCUCUCCGCUGUGGUGGAUCACUUUCACUCAUCUUUAGGCGACAAAGGUUGGGGCUGUGGAUACAGAAAUUUCCAGAUGCUCCUUUCAUCAUUAUUGCAAAAUGAUGUUUUUGAUGACUGCUUGAAAGGUAUGUCAGUUCCUUGUAUCCCCAAAAUCCAGUCUAUGAUUGAAGAUGCCUGGAAGGAAGGGUUUGACCCUCAAGGUGCUACGCAGCUUAACAACAAGUUACAGGGAACAAAAGCCUGGAUUGGAGCAUGUGAAAUAUAUACACUCCUCACCUCCCUUAGGGUAAAGUGCCGUAUUGUUGAUUUUCACAAGUCAACUGGCCCUUUAGGCACACACCCUCGCUUAUUUGACUGGAUAUUAAAUUAUUAUUCUUCAGAGAGAGAAGGGAAUCAAAAGGUAGUGUGUACCUGUAAGCCUCCUAUCUAUCUUCAGCACCAAGGGCACAGUCGUUUGGUUGUUGGAAUUGAAGAGAAAAAGAACCGGACAUUAUGUUUACUUAUAUUUGAUCCUGGAUGUCCUUCUCGAGAAAUGCAGAAACUAUUAAAACAAGACAUAGAAGCCAGCAGUUUCAAGCACCUUCGGAAACCUGUGGGAAGUUUAAAACAUAAGCAGUACCAGAUAGUGGCAGUAGAAGGUAUUCUUUCUCCAGAAGAGAAAAUUGCCAGGAGGCAAGCUUCUCAAGUUUUUACAGCAGAAAAAAUUCCUUGAAGAAAAAAUUAUUUCAACAAUUGUGGCAUUGAACUUUAUUCUUCAAAUUCAGAGAUUGAACUCCUUAAUAUAACUUAAAAUCUAUGACUUCUCCAAGAAUUUAACAUAAUUUAAUUUCUAAAAUGUGUACAGUAAUUAAACCAUAGUUUUAAUAUUUCACUGUUUAGUAAUUAAUUACAUCAAUAAAGUGUUCUUUGCA
Ochotona curzoniae (black-lipped pika) is the source of this 2445-nucleotide messenger RNA. RefSeq names its product zinc finger containing ubiquitin peptidase 1 (gene ZUP1). The transcript has 10 exons. The coding region runs from base 510 to 2246 and encodes 578 amino acids. NCBI's taxonomy places the organism in Eukaryota, Metazoa, Chordata, Mammalia, Lagomorpha, Ochotonidae. The record is from RefSeq and is a predicted model, not a curated record.